AUGUACCAGUAUUGGAUUGAUCUUUCGUUUGAUUUAAAAUUUCUUUACAAGGCUGAUCAUUCAUUUCUUGCUGACAAUACUGAAUAAAAUUUUCAGCAGUGAUGCUGCUACUGUUUCUUACAAAUUUAUUUAUUAAAUGAUAUAGGGAUACUUUAUCAAUAGCAUUCUCAGUUUUGUAAAUGCUGUUGCUUUUGUUUUCUAAUCCUUUUUCUAGUAGUUUUUUUAAGAAAGAAUUAUUGUGUGAUGCAACUAUGGGAAUAUUCUUAAAUAGCUCGUUCAAUUUUGCUGCUUUCAAUGAAGAACCUAGUUUUGCUAAAAUCUGUUUUCGCCAGUAGCACUCAACACUUGUUACAGAAGGUUCUGUAGAAUGUCGUAGUAGCCAAAAUAUCAGAGCUACACCAUGCUUGCACCCUCCUAGAAAUUAAAAUAUAGUACAUUAUAAAGACACAAGGAAUUAUUAAACUCAAUACCUUCACCGGCUGGGCAGCUAUGACACACACUAUGUGUAAUCUUCUCUUCAGCCUCAUUAAUGCAAAUUGUCACCUGAUAUCCUUUUUCGUGGAUCUUGUGUUCUGGAGUUACAUGGCACUUUACAGUACAUAUUGAUCCCUCUCGCAUCAGCUGGACAAAUCCGAUAGCUUGAUCCCCAUACGAUUGCUUGCCACUUCUAAGAACAAUAUGGUUAUUAAAAUAUGUUUCCUAACAAUCGAAAAAGUACCCACCUUUGUGUUUUCACAUUUCUCACAUUUGCUUUGACAAAGUCUGCAUUGUGUCGAUAGUAUUCAUCGAUCAUCUCGUAAGCUACUUUCGGUAAAUUCGAAGAAUCUGCUUUCACGAAGUUUUGUUCCAUAUUUUAAUUGUGUAUUUAAAAAGCUAAAUUCCAAAUCAGUCACUAGCACAAGAUAAAUCAUAAUACCAAAUCGUCAACAACAUAGCCAGAAUGCAUCAUAACCUUUAAAUUAUCUGUCAAAAAAGUCUGUAGAACAAAAUCUCCUGUCCUUGUCACACUGUAAUCGCCGAACAAAUGUAGAGUCACAUUCUAAGAAGGGGGCGGAGAAAAUAUUACUACGUCACGCGAGAUAUUAUUACGUCACACAGUUGGCGGCAAAUUUUAUUUUUAAACUUUCAAGCCGAGUUUUUGUUACUUCUUGUUCAAAGAGAAAUGUAAAAUUACUCAAUAUAUAGUUUUUAGAUGUAAAACUUCAAUUUGGAAUAAAAAAAUUUUUUUUGGAAAAUACCCCAUUGUUGCAAUAGACGCAGAGAAGAUGUGAAAAUGAAGUUUCACAGGAUACCUACAAAUCCUAACAUGAGGAAGUUGUGGUUACAUGCUAUAAGGAGAGAAAACUUUACUCCCAGUACAACAACGGUAAUUUGUGAAAAGCGUUUCACUCCAGAGGAUUAUUAAGUUAGUGUUCAUGGAAAUAAGGUACUAAAAAAGGUGGCAGUUCCAUCUGUGUUUGAUUUUCCAGCCCAUCUCAAGAAAGAACCUAGACAUCGAAGGGUUUUGAAAAGAAAACAUGAAUACAUAAUUUCUAGAAUGAACUAUGGUAUAACCUAUAUUGUAUUAUAAUGAAAAACUGUGCAUCUACAGUAUUGUUAAUGCCAUUGUGCACAAAUAUUUUAUAUAUAUAUAUACAUAUA
Molecule: messenger RNA, 1641 nt
Organism: Acanthoscelides obtectus
Lineage: Eukaryota; Metazoa; Arthropoda; Insecta; Coleoptera; Chrysomelidae
Source: the annotation of a GenBank genome assembly